Indicator indicator is the source of this 669-nucleotide messenger RNA. It is a transcript of the gene MRPS14, whose product is annotated as mitochondrial ribosomal protein S14. NCBI's taxonomy places the organism in Eukaryota, Metazoa, Chordata, Aves, Piciformes, Indicatoridae. The record is from RefSeq and is a predicted model, not a curated record. Gene Ontology annotation, molecular function: structural constituent of ribosome. Gene Ontology annotation, cellular component: mitochondrial small ribosomal subunit; ribosome. Gene Ontology annotation, biological process: translation. The coding region runs from base 2 to 388 and encodes 128 amino acids. The transcript is spliced from 3 exons.
GAUGGCGGCCGUCGCUUUGGGCUGGGCGCUGCGGGCCGCUCAGCAGAUUCUUCCCUCACCUUACACAAGGCAAGUGCGGGGCCACUAUGUGGACUGGAGGAUGCUGCGGGAUGUCAAGAGAAGGAAGCUGGCAUAUGAGUAUGCAGACGAGAGGCUGCGGAUCAACGCCAUCCGGAAGAACACCAUCCUUCCCAAGGAGCUCCAGGAAGUGGCUGAUAAGGAGAUCGCUGCCUUGCCCCGGGACAGCUGCCCUGUGAGGAUCCGGAAUCGAUGUGUCCUGACUUCCCGCCCACGCGGGGUGAGGCGGCGUUGGAGGCUCAGCAGAAUCGUUUUCCGCCAUUUUGCUGACCAUGCUCAGAUGUCUGGGAUACAGAGGGCGAUGUGGUAGAUCCGCAUUCAGGUAGAAAACACAAACCAGGUCCCCUUUGUGUGUUUGAGUAAUUAAAGCAAGGUUCCUGUCUGUGAGUUUUGCAUCAGUAUCAGACCAACAAGGGAAGGGUAAGAAUCCUUGCUGAUUCAUCAGACUAGCUUUCUGGAUUGUGAUUGGUGUCACUGAGAAGCAGCAGCAUAAUUGCACUAAAGUGAUCUGUAUGAGAGGCAGCUUCAUUUUGAGGUGAUCUGGGCAGCAUGAGAAAUAAAGACAUACAGCACAAGGCUUGUUAGAGCAUU